GCCACUAACCAUAAGAGAACGCGUAUCAACUUUUUUUUCUUCCUUCUUUUGAUUUGAGGAUUGCGAUUUCUUGGUUUCUUUUAGUUACAGUUACGAUCAAAGCUAUCGCCACCGCCGUCGACUGAAGUUUUCUUCUCUGUGUAUCUGUUUCUCUCUGUGUGCAUGCGAGCAAAGCAGAGGCAUGAGAUGAGGCGGUUGGUGGGAUGGGAGGGUGACAGUGUAGUCCGAUCUCACAAGUCAGUAUAAACCCUCGUCGGACGCUGCUCAAAACGAAGCCGCUGCAGUCGAUGGAGACGAAGCCAGCCCCGCAGCAGCGGCGUUGGCUCGUUCCUCUUCUGGUUUCUCUUCUUCUGUGCUCCCUACUUAUAUCAGUUGCCCUCUUCUCUUCCUCGCCGUCAUUCUCCCCUCGGACGCUCCUAUUCCUCUCGCUUUCCCAGAUCCGCUCCAGCUUACAUGGUGAGAAUACCCUCUUCGUUGAGUCUAAGCUCAUAUUACCACCGAUUCCGUCCACACCAGUAAACGCUGUGCCUCGCCUGGCUUACCUCAUCUCUGGCUCGGCGGGCGAUGGCGGGAGCUUGAGAAGGACUUUAAAGGCGUUGUACCAUCCGGCGAAUAGAUAUGUUGUUCAUCUUGAUCUCGAAGCUUCGCCGGUGGAGCGGUUGGAGCUUGUUGUUGCUGUUAGGGAUGAUCGGAUCUAUUCGCGGGUUGGGAAUGUGAGAGUGAUUGAGCGGGCGAAUCUGGUGACAUACAGGGGCCCGACAAUGGUGGCGAAUACGCUUCACGCUGCGGCGAUACUUCUUAAGGAGGGGGGCGAUUGGGAUUGGUUUAUCAACCUGAGCGCCUCUGAUUAUCCCCUUGUUACUCAGGAUGAUCUGCUCUACACGUUGUCAAGCUUACCUCGGCAACUGAAUUUUAUUGAGCAUACAAGUGACAUUGGAUGGAAAGAGUAUCAGAGGGCCAAACCUGUGAUAAUUGACCCUGGUCUCUACAGCUUGCACAAAUCAGAUGUCUUUUGGAUUACUGAGAAAAGAAGUGUUGCCACUGCAUACAAGCUCUUUACAGGUUCUGCUUGGAUGAUGCUUUCUCAUCAGUUCAUUGAGUUCUGCAUAUGGGGAUGGGACAAUCUUCCUCGUACUGUUCUAAUGUACUAUGCAAAUUUCCUCUCAUCACCCGAAGGCUAUUUUCACACAGUUAUCUGCAAUGCACCACAGUUUAGUAAUACAACUGUCAACCACGACCUCCAUUAUAUUUCUUGGGACAAUCCUCCGAAGCAGCACCCACACUUCCUUACUCUCAAUGAUUUCUCUCAAAUGGUUCACAGUAACGCUCCCUUCGCAAGGAAAUUUCCCAAGGAAGAUCCAGUGCUCGACCAGAUCGACAGGGAACUAUUGAGUCGCAAUGCGUCUGAUGGGUUUGUGCAUGGUGGGUGGUUUGAUCGCUUGAAUAACGUUAAUGAUUCCAGUUAUUCUGUCUCGAGUGUGAAAGAUCUCAGACCUGGGCCCGGUGCUGAGAGACUUAAGAACCUCAUUACUGGCUUGCUGACAGCAGAUGGUUUUAACGAGAAGCAUUGCAUAUGAAGGUUUCGUUUGGGACGGCUUUUUUGUUGCUUCUUAAAGCAGUUUUUUAGUAUACAAAUUAAAAUUUGUAUACUAGAAAGCUGCUUUAAGAAGCAACAAGAAAGUCACACCAAACGAAGGGCAAAUUAUUCUAAUUUUUCGUCCGGAUUCCAUGCGCUUUUAGUGCGCUUUUGAUGUAUUUUUGAAAAAGAGCAGCUAAUACACAAUUAACUGCAUAUUAGCUGCUCUUUUGCUGGCCUUUUACUGAGUAUCUGAAAAGCGCAGCAAAAACACAUCAAAAGGGCAUCAAAUACUCAAUGAGCAAGAUAUUUGUUGCACUUUUGCUGCGCUUUUGUUAUGUUUUUGCAAAUACUCAACAAAAGAGCAGCUAAUAUACAGUUAAAAUUGUGUAUUAUAUGCUAUUUUUCAAAAAUACAUCAAAAGCGCACUAAAAGCGCAUAGAAUCUGGACGAAAAAUCAGGUAUGCUGACCGGACCUAAUAAUUUUCCCAAACGAAGCCAAAAAACAACUUAGAUGGUUGAAGCUUUGUGCUACUUUCUUGCCACUAAUUACUAUCAUGUCAAAGAAUGGAGCUCCGAACUGAUUUGUUGAUGAGUUUGGGUGGCGACUGAUAUCCCAUUUAGAGAUACUAUAGAGAGAAUAGCCCUACUGUGAGAAAUUGCCAAAUUGGGAACUAAACUAAGCACUUGCGUCGAUGUAGCUACAGUAACUGCAACUCCUUUGAAAUGCGGUUGUAUUUCACCAUACAUGCAGAUCUCCACAGCUACUUUCUUCCUAAUUUUUUUGGACUGAAAACAUUUGUGUUUCAGUCUUGCCAGAUUGCUAAAUGCAGUUUAUCUACAAUAAUUAGCUUACUGUUGUACUUUGUAGCUUUACAACUUGCGAUGUGGACUUCAACAAAGCAAAAUUCCUAGAUUAUUCUUCCUUAUACCUCUAUAAUUAUGCUUGUCAA
Messenger RNA from Dendrobium catenatum, 2529 nucleotides. RefSeq names its product beta-glucuronosyltransferase GlcAT14A. Gene Ontology annotation, molecular function: glucuronosyltransferase activity. The transcript is spliced from 4 exons. Gene Ontology annotation, cellular component: membrane. NCBI's taxonomy places the organism in Eukaryota, Viridiplantae, Streptophyta, Magnoliopsida, Asparagales, Orchidaceae. The record is from RefSeq and is a predicted model, not a curated record. The coding region runs from base 288 to 1577 and encodes 429 amino acids.